Orycteropus afer afer is the source of this 5589-nucleotide messenger RNA. Lineage: Eukaryota; Metazoa; Chordata; Mammalia; Tubulidentata; Orycteropodidae. The record is from RefSeq and is a predicted model, not a curated record.
AUGAAGGCGGGCUCGGGGGACCAGGGAAGCCCCCCGUGCUUCCUGCGCUUCCCGCGCCCCGUGCGGGUGGUGAGCGGCGGCGAGGCCGAGCUCCAGUGCGUGGUGCUGGGCGAGCCGCCGCCCAUUGUGGUGUGGGAGAAGGGCGGGCAGCCGCUGGCGGCCUCGGAGCGUCUGAGCUUCCCGGCCGACGGCGCCGAGCACGGCCUGCUGCUGAGCGGGGCGCUGCCCACCGACGCCGGGGUCUACGUAUGCCGAGCCCGCAACGCGGCGGGCGAGGCCUACGCGGCGGCCGCCGUCACGGUGCUCGAGUGGGUGCUGCGAGGGGCCGAGGUGGUGCUGACGUGCCAGGUGGGAGGCCUGCCAGAGCCCACGCUGCACUGGGAGAAGGACGGGAUGGCCCUGGACGAGGUGUGGGACAGCAGCCACUUCGCGCUCGUGCCGGGCCGCGCCGAGGACGGCCGCGGCGUGAGCCUCGCGCUGCGCAUCCUAGCGGCGCGGCUGCCGGACUCUGGCGUCUACGUGUGUCACGCCCGCAACCCGCACGGCCGCGCGCAGGCCGGCGCGCUGCUGCAGGUGCACCAGCCCCCCGAGAGCCCGCCUGCGGACCCGGACGAGGCGCCCCCGCCUGUGGUGGAGCCGCUCAAGUGCGCGCCCAAGACCUUCUGGGUGAACGAGGGCAAGCAUGCCAAGUUCCGCUGCUACGUGAUGGGCAAGCCCGAGCCCGAGAUCGAAUGGCACUGGGAGGGCCGCCCGCUGCUGCCCGACCGCCGCCGCCUCAUGUACCGCGACCGCGAUGGCGGCUUCGUGCUCAAGGUUCUCUACUGCCAGGCCAAGGACCGCGGGCUCUACGUGUGCGCUGCGCGCAACUCAGCGGGCCAGACGCUUAGCGCCGUGCAGUUGCACGUCAAAGAGCCCCGCCUCCGGUUCACAAGGCCCCUGCAAGACGUAGAGGGCCGGGAGCAUGGCAUUGCCGUGCUGGAGUGUAAAGUCCCCAACUCCCGCAUCCCCACGGCCUGGUUCCGUGAGGACCAGCGGCUGCUGCCCUGCCGCAAGUAUGAGCAGAUCGAGGAGGGCACCGUCCGGCGCCUGAUCAUCCACCGGCUGAAGGCCGACGACGAUGGCGUCUACCUGUGCGAGAUGCGAGGUCGCGUGCGCUCCGUGGCCAAUGUGACGGUCAAAGGGCCCAUCUUGAAGCGGUUGCCCCGGAAGCUUGACGUCCUGGAGGGAGAGAACGCAGUGCUCCUAGUAGAAACGCGAGAGGCUGGAAUCGAGGGGUGCUGGAGCCGUGAUGGGGAGGAACUGCCGGCCACCUGCCAGAGCAGCUCUGGCCACAUGCAUGCCCUGGUCCUGCCGGGGGUCACCCGAGAGGAUGCUGGCGAGGUCACCUUUAGUGUGGGCAACUCCCGGACCACCACUCUGCUCAGAGUCAAAUGCGUCAAGCACAGUCCGCCAGGCCCGCCUGUGCUGGCAGAGAUGUUCAAAGGCCACAAGAACACCGUCCUGCUUACCUGGAAGCCCCCCGAGCCAGCUCCAGAGACCCCCUUCAUCUAUAGGCUGGAGCGGCAGGAGGUGGGCUCUGAAGACUGGGUUCAGUGCUUCAGCAUUGAGAAAGCUGGCGCCGUGGAGGUGCCAGGAGACUGCGUGCCCACUGAGGGUGACUACCGCUUCCGUGUCUGCACAGUCAGCGAGCAUGGCCGCAGUCCCCACGUGGUGUUCCAGGGCUCUGCCCACCUCGUGCCUACAGCUCGCCUGGUGGCAGGUCUGGAGGAUGUGCAGGUGUACGAUGGGGAAGAUGCCGUCUUCUCCCUCGAUCUUUCCACCAUCAUCCAGGGCACCUGGUUCCUCAAUGGACAAGAGCUCAAGAGUAAUGAGCCGGAGGGCCAGGUGGAGCCCGGGGCCCUGCAGUACCGUGUGGAGCAGAAGGGCCUGCAGCACAGGCUGAUCCUCCAGUCAGUCAAGCACCAGGACAGCGGGGCCCUGGUCGGCUUCAGCUGCCCUGGAGUGCAGGACUCUGCCGCCCUCACCAUCCAAGAGAGCCCGGUGCACAUCCUGAGUCCCCGGGACAGAGUGGCAGUGAACUUCACGACCUCAGAGCGGGUGGUGCUGACCUGUGAGCUCUCAAGGGUGGACUUCCCAGCGAGCUGGUACAAGGACGGGCAGGAGGUGACAGAGAGCGAGCUGCUGGUGGUGAAAGUGGACGGGCGUAAACACCGCCUCAUCCUGCCCUCAGCUGAAGUUCGCGACAGUGGUGAAUUCGAGUGCAGGACAGAAGGGAUCUCAGCCUUCUUCAGUGUCACUGUCCAAGAUCCUCCAGUGCACAUUGUGGACCCCCGGGAGCAUGUGUUCGUACAUGCCAUAACCUCUGAGUGUGUCAUGCUGACGUGUGAGGUGGACCGGGAGGACGCCACCGUGUGCUGGUACAAGGAUGGGCAGGAGGUAGAGGAGACUGACUUCCUGGUACUGGAGAACGAAGGGCCCCAUCACCGCCUGGUGCUGCCCGCUGCCCAGCCCCCGGAUGGCGGCGAGUUCCAGUGUGUCGCUGGGGAGGAGCGCGCCUACUUCACCGUCACCAUCACAGAUGUGUCUUCAUGGAUCGUGUACCCCAGUGGCAAGGUGUAUGUGGCUGCCGUGCGCCUGGAGCGCGUGGUGCUGACCUGUGAGCUGUGCCGGCCCUGGGCUGAGGUGCACUGGACCAAGGAUGGGGAGGAGGUGGUAGAGAGCCCGGCACUGCUCCUGCAGAAGGAGGACACUGUCCGCCGCCUGGUGCUGCCCGCCGUGCAGCUCGAAGACUCUGGCGAGUACCUGUGUGAAAUCGACGACGAAUCUGCCUCCUUCACCGUCACUGUCACAGAGCCCCCAGUACGGAUCAUAUACCCUCGGGAUGAGGUGACCUUGAUCGCUGUAAGCCUGGAGUGCGUGGUGCUGAUGUGCGAGCUGUCACGGGAGGAUGCUCCUGUGCGCUGGUACAAAGACGGGCUGGAGGUAGAGGAGAGUGAGGCGCUGGUCCUGGAGAGCGACGGGCCCCACCGUCGCCUAGUGCUGCCUGCCGCCCAGCCCUCGGAUGGGGGCGAGUUCGUGUGUGAUGCUGGAGAUGACUCGGCCUUUUUUAAUGUCACCGUCACAGCCCCUCCAGAGAGGAUUGUGCACCCGGCGGCCCGCACCCUGGACCUGCACUUCCGCGCCCCAGGGCGCGUGGAGCUGCACUGCGAGGUGGCCCCAGCUGGGUCGCAGGUGCGCUGGUACAAGGAUGGGCUGGAAGUGGAAGCCUCGGACACUCUGCAGCUGGGCGCGGAAGGACCUGCACGCACCCUGACCUUGCCCCAUGCCCAGCCCGAGGAUGCUGGGGAGUAUGUGUGCGAGACCCGUGAUGAGGCUGUCACCUUCAAUGUCAGCCUGGCCGAGUCCCCCGUGCAGUUCCUGGCCCCGGAGACGGCCCCCAGUCCACUCUGCGUGGCCCCUGGGGAGCCAGUGGUGCUGAGCUGUGAGCUGUCGCGGGCCAGUGCCCCUGUGCUCUGGAGCCACAAUGGGAGGCCCGUGCAGGAGGGUGAGGGCCUAGAGCUGCAGGCAGAGGGCCCCCGCCGCAUCCUGCACAUCCAGUCUGCGGUUCCAGCCCACACAGGCCUCUACACCUGCCAGUGCGGGGCAGCCCCGGGGGCCCCCAGCCUCAGCUUCACAGUCCAGGUGGCUGAGCCCCCCGUGCGGGUGGUGGCCCCCGAGGCAGCCCAGACGAGGGUCCGCAGCACUCCAGGUGGGGACCUAGAGCUGGUGGUGCACCUCUCCGGGCCAGGUGGCCCCGUGCGCUGGUACAAGGACGGGGAGCGCCUGUCGAGCCAGGGGCGGGUACAUCUGGAGCAGGCCGGGGCCAGGCAGGUGCUGCGGGUGCGGGGGGCACACAGCAGGGAUGCAGGGGAGUACCUGUGCGACACGCCCCAAGACAGCCGCAUCUUCCUCGUCAUCGUGGAAGAACCUCCACCGGUGAAGCUGGUCUCAGAGCUGACACCAUUAACUGUCCACGAGGGCGAUGACGCCAUAUUCCGCUGUGAAGUCUCCCCACCAGACGCAGAAGUCACCUGGCUGCGCAAUGGAGCCAUUGUCACUCCAGGACCCCAGCUGGAGAUUGCCCAGAAUGGUUCGAGCCGCACACUGACCAUGCGAAGUUGCCAGCUCGAGGAUGCAGGGACUGUGACGGCCCAGGCAGGGGGCACAGCCACCAGUGCCCGGCUCCACGUUCGAGAGGCUGAGCUCCUCUUUCUACGGAGGCUGCAGGAUGUGCGCGUGGAGGAAGGCCAAGAUGUGUGCCUCGAGGUGGAGACAGGCCGGGUGGGUGCAGCUGGGGCCGUGCGCUGGGUGCGAGGCGGGGAGCCCCUGCCCCAUGACUCUCGGCUGUCCGUGGCCCAGGAUGCCCACAUCCACCGUCUCUUCAUCCAUGGCAUCGUACUGGCCGACCAGGGCACCUACGGCUGUGAGAGCCACCAUGAUCGAACCCUGGCCAGGCUCAGCGUGAGGCCAAAGCAGCUGAGGGCACUGCGGCCUCUGGAGGAUAUAACCAUUAUGGAGGGAGGCAGUGCCACCUUCCAGCUGGAGCUAUCCCAGGAGGGUGUGGCUGGGGAGUGGGCCCGAGGCGGAGUACGGCUGCAGCCCGGGCCCAAAUGCCACAUUCACAUAGAGGGCCACAGCCACCGUCUGGUGCUCAGUGGCCUGGGCCUGGCUGACUCUGGCUGCAUCUCCUUCACUGCGGAUUCCCUGCGCUGUGCAGCCAGACUCACUGUGAGAGAGGCCCCAGUGACCAUUGUGUGGGGGCCACAGGACCUAGAGGUGACUGAGGGCGACACAGCUACGUUCGAGUGCGAGCUUUCCCAGGCCUUGGCUGAUGUCACCUGGGAGAAGGACGGGCGCGCGCUCGCCCCAAGCUCUCGGCUCCGGCUCCAGGCCCUAGGCGCGCGCCGCCUUCUGCAGCUGCGGCGCUGCGGCCUCUCGGACGCCGGGACCUACAGCUGCACAGUGGGGACGGCUCGCGCCGGGCCUGCCCGCCUGGCAGUGCGUGAGCGCGCGGUGGCAGUCCUCUCCGAGCUUCAGUCGGUGCGCGCCCGGGAAGGCGACGGCGCCACGUUCGAGUGCACGGUGUCGGAGGCAGAGAUCACGGGGCGCUGGCAGCUCGGAGGACGCCCUCUGAGACCUGGAGGCCGCAUCCGCAUCCGACAGGAAGGGAAGAAACAUAUGCUGUUGCUGAGCGAGCUGCGCGCCGAGGACGCUGGAGAAGUCUGCUUCCAGGCGGGACCUGCCCAGUCCGCGGCCCAGCUGGAGGUGGAGGCGCUGCCCCUCCAGAUGUACCGCCGGCCACCUCGCGAAAAGACGGUUCUGGUCGGCCGCCGGGCGGUGCUGGAGGUGACUGUGUCCCGCUCGGGGGACCACGUGUGCUGGCUGCGGGAGGGGGUUGAGCUGUGCCCGGGAGACAAGUAUGAGCUGCGCAGCCACGGCCCCACCCACAGUCUGGUCAUCCAUGACGUGCGACCCGAGGACCAGGGCACCUACUGCUGCCAGGCUGGCCAGGACAGUGCCUGCACUCGGCUGCUGGUGGAGGGUGAGUAG